Cuscuta europaea is the source of this 1455-nucleotide messenger RNA. Lineage: Eukaryota; Viridiplantae; Streptophyta; Magnoliopsida; Solanales; Convolvulaceae. The record is from the annotation of a GenBank genome assembly.
CUUUUUAUAUAUUCUCUUUUUCAAACACAGGCCAAUCACCACACACGUGUGAAGUGAAGCCCUAUCAUGCUCUUCGCUCCGCUCAUGGCUCUUUCACUUCAUGCAUCAAAACCUAAUCCACAUUUCAGUUACAGUUGCUCCUCUUCUGGUAAUUCCUCCAAUUCCAAAGCUUCCAAACUCCCCCAUUUCCUUCCAUGGCAAAAGGUAAAGGUGGGACCUUUAAGCGUAUCGCCUAUGGGGUUUGGGACAUGGGCUUGGGGAAACAAGAUUCUUUGGGGAUAUGAGGAAUCCAUGGACACUCAGCUUCAGCACACUUUCAAUUUCAGUCUUGAAAAUGGGAUCAAUCUGUUUGAUACUGCCGAUUCCUAUGGAACCCUUGGGUUGAAUGGACGAAGUGAGAAGCUUCUAGGCAAGUUCAUCUGUGAAUUUCAAGGAAGUAAGAGGGUGCAAGAUGACAUUGUGAUUGCUACAAAGUUUGCAGCAUAUCCGUGGCGCCUGACCCCUGGACAGUUUGUGAAUGCUUGCAAGUGUUCUUUAAAGAGGUUGCAAAUUGAACAAAUUGGAAUUGGACAAUUGCACUGGUCUACUGCAAACUAUGCACCUCUACAAGAAAAAGCUCUCUGGGAUGGUUUAGUGGCAAUGUAUGAGAAGGGGUUAGUUCGUGCGGUUGGUGUAAGCAACUACGGACCAAAGCAGCUUCUGAAAAUACAUAAUUACCUUGAAGCGCGUGGAGUUCCCUUAUCGUCCGCUCAGUUCAAAACUAGGUACAAUUCUCAUUGCUGAGUAUGGGAAGUGAGCAGAUGGAAAUUAAAGAUAUAUGUGAUUCUUUGGGCAUACGCUUGAUUGCUUACAGUCCCCUUGGUCUUGGCAUGCUCACUGGAAAAUACAGCCCUUCCAAUCUUCCUAAAGGGCCUAGGGGCUUCCUGUUCAGUAACAUUCUACCUGGGCUGCAACCUUUGAUGAAGUCCUUAAAAGAUAUAGCUCGAAAAAGGGGCAAAACUGUACCUCAGGUUGCAAUUAACUGGUGUUUGUGCAAAGGCACGAUUCCCAUACCGGGAGUUAAGUCAGUGAAACAAGCUGAAGAAAAUGCAGGUGCCCUUGGGUGGCAACUAUAUGCGGAUGAGUUGACAGAAUUGGAACAUGGAGCUCUUCAAUCUCCGCGAAAGAUGGUUCAGAACAUCUUUCAAACCACCUAGUCAUUACUUUGUUCUCUCUUGUAAAAGCUGUGUAAAGGAGUAAAGACUGGCAGGGGCCAUUUCAUUUUAUAAGCAACGCUCUCAACCUUUUUUAUUGCCCAUAAGACAGAAAAAAAAAUCUAAAUGAUACUCCAAAUGUGAUUGUGUAAUUAGGUAAAAUGUAAAUUAAUGUUAGUAAGCAGGGGCCAUUUCAUUUUAUAAGCAACGCUCUCAACCUUUUUUACCGUCUGUGAAGAUAAAGCAAUUAUUUUAAGGUGAC